This is a messenger RNA of Chrysochloris asiatica (Cape golden mole), 855 nucleotides long. RefSeq names its product family with sequence similarity 212, member A (gene INKA1). Lineage: Eukaryota; Metazoa; Chordata; Mammalia; Afrosoricida; Chrysochloridae. The record is from RefSeq and is a predicted model, not a curated record. The transcript is spliced from 2 exons. Gene Ontology annotation, cellular component: nucleus. Gene Ontology annotation, molecular function: protein kinase binding; protein serine/threonine kinase inhibitor activity. Bases 1 to 855 code for a protein of 284 amino acids.
AUGCACAGCGCUCGACUUGACAGCUUUCUGGGCCACCUUCGCUGGGAACUGGUGUGUGGCCGGGACCCAGGGUCACCUCAGAUGCCUGGUUCCCUGCGGCCACCCUCCAAACCUGGCCCAGGUGUAAGGCCCAGCUACCAACUCAGGGCUUCAGACGCCUCUGAAGAAGACUCUGCCUGCUGUGUGGAAGAGGAGGAUGAGGAAGAAAUUGUGAUGACAGGGGACAGGGAUGCAGCAUUGGGGGGGCCUAGGGAGCACACCCUAGACUGGGACUCUGGCUUCUCAGAGGUAUCAGGGAGCACAUGGCGAGAGGAAGAGUUGCUUGUACUCCAGCAUCCAGCACCCCCAGCCAGGCCCCCUCAUAGCCAGCGCCUCUCAGCCAGUGGCUUCCCCUUGCCUAACAGGGCCUCUUUGGCCAGUGCACCACCUGCCCUUCGGCCACGGCCCAAAUCCACCCCAGAUGCCUGCCUGGAGCACUGGCAGGGACUGGACACAGAGGACUGGACCACAGCCCUGCUGAGCAGGGGUCGAAGUCGCCAGCCACUGGUACUGGGGGACAACUGCUUUGCCGAUUUAGUGCACAACUGGAUGGAGCUGCCUGAGGCGGGAAAUGAGGGGGCUAGUGGGGGUGGGCCCCGUUCCCGCACACGGCCCCCACAAUUUCUGCUUGGCCUCUCUGAGCAGCUGCGGCGCCGGCUGGCUGGGGCACGACGGGCAGCCAUGGCAGGAAAGCGGCUGUCAUGCCCACCUCGCCCUGAACCUGAGCUGCCUGCAGACAUCUCACGCUUUGCUGCCCUCAUGAGUUGUCGCAGCCGCCAGCCCAUCAUCUGCAAUGAUGUCAUCAGCUACCUCUGA